Fusarium fujikuroi IMI 58289 is the source of this 567-nucleotide messenger RNA. RefSeq lists its product as uncharacterized. NCBI's taxonomy places the organism in Eukaryota, Fungi, Ascomycota, Sordariomycetes, Hypocreales, Nectriaceae. The transcript has a single exon. The record is from RefSeq and is a predicted model, not a curated record. The coding region runs from base 1 to 567 and encodes 188 amino acids.
AUGGUCAGCAAAACAUCUCGGCAAAUCAUAUGGCUCUUGGUUUCAAUUGCCGUACUUUCAACCCUCUUUGGACUCCUUCUUCCAACCAAACUGCUCCGUCUAGUACCAGUCAUAUCAUCGAUAGUCAGCCUACAAUUUGCUUACGACGAGUACGCCUUCCUCUCCUGCUGGACAAUCCCUCAAUACCGAGUGCAGGCAAAUGAGCUGCUACCCCUUUGGUUCACAAAUUGGGGACCAUGGGGAACUAAAGUUGUCUUUGGAAGCUUUACUUUAAGUUUGGCAAGCGGAUUUGCGAAUACUGUUACCUCUUGGAAUGGCACUGGGGCUCGGAGUGUCGUUGUCUCUUACCUGGCUGGAACUCUAUUUGCGGCCGGUCAUCUCCUCAUUUUUGGUCCCAAAGCAAUCGAUUUGCUGGCCAAGAUCCGGCGCAAUGAUGCUAAUGCUUCAAGUACGGCAUCGUUAGAUCUGUGGUUAGAGAUGCACCUAACGAGGUCUUUAGUGGUGGAUUUACCAGCUGUUGUUUGCUUCAUCACCGGUUUCCUUCUAGCCACGGAGAGCGUUGUUUGA